AUGGAAAUUUUACGUGCUGAAUCAAAUGAAUUUCAUCAUUUAAAAAAUAAUGAUGGUCCAACAGAUGCUUCACCAUUAUCAUCAACAAUUGAUGAUGAUGAUGAUGAUGAUCAUUUUUCAAAUGUGAGUAUACAUGAUGAAAAAGUUCAAUCAACAAGUACAAUUAAAAAUGAAAACGAAGACAAAACAACAAAUGAAAAUAAAGAUUCUUUAAAUAUAUCACCAAUUAUAAAUCGUCCAAUAUCAACAAUUGAUUAUACACGUCAUCGUGAACGUCUUGCAAAAGAACUUAAAGAUUAUGAAGAUCGUUGGUUAGCACAUAGAAAUUUUCUUCUAUAUACACAAUCAUUUGCAAUGAAACCUGAAGAUCGUGAACGUUUAUUUUCACAAUUAAAUACAACUAAUAAUAAUAAUAAUAAUAAUAAUAAUAAUAAUAACAAUGAAGAAAAUUCUCCUUUACAUCAAUUACAAAUUCAACAACAAUUAUUUCAUCGUUUAUCAAAAGAAGAACGAGAUCGUUUUUUAGCAGCUGCUUUAUAUCAACAACAACAACAACAACAACAAAAUCCAUAUAAUUUUCAUUCAUAUCCAUGGACAAAUCCAACAACUCCAUCAAUUCUAUCUCCAACAGCAAAUAUUGUUUCACAAAUUCAAUCAUCUUCUGAUCAUCAACAACCAAAAUCACCAAGUUCAGAUGAUAGUGGAAAUCAAUCAAAUUCUGGUAGUACAACUGAAUGGACUUUUGAAGAACAAUUUCGUCAGCUCUAUGAAUUAUCCGACGAACCAAAACGUAAAGAAUUUCUUGAUGAUUUAUUUGCAUUCAUGCAAAAGCGUGGUACUCCGGUUAAUAGAAUACCCAUUAUGGCUAAACAUGUACUUGAUUUAUAUGAAUUAUUUCGUUUGGUUGUUGGUAAAGGCGGUUUAGUUGAAGUCAUUAACAAGAAAUUAUGGCGUGAAGUGACGAAAGGUCUUAAUUUACCAAGUUCGAUUACUAGUGCUGCAUUUACUCUACGUACACAAUAUAUGAAAUAUUUAUAUCCAUAUGAAUGUGAAAAAUUACAAUUAAGUUCACCAAGUGAAUUACAAGCAGCGAUUGAAGGAAAUCGACGUGAAGGUCGUCGACCGUCUUAUACAUUUGAAUAUUCAUCACCGCCACAAAUUAUGCCUCCACCACCACCGCCACCACCACCAACAACAACAGCAGCUGCAGCAGCAAAUUCUUUUCUUGCUAGUCCACUUGCACACAGACCUUUGGAUUCAAAUCAUGCUGCAAUGGCUGCUGCAUUAUCUCAUCCAUUUUUUCUUGCAGCUGCAGCAGCAGCAUCAUCAUCAUCAUCACGUGAUGUUAAUGAAAUAACACCAACAGCUUCACGUAUAUCUUCAUUUGAUGAUCAUCAUCAUCAUUUAACAUCUCCAUCAACAAUAAAACGAAGUAUUUCACCAUCAUUUUCAUCUAAACAAAAUGAUGAUAAUAUAAAAAAAUUUGUUUCAACAAUAAAUAAUAAUUUAAUUCAUUCAAAUUGUUUUACACCUUCAACAACAAAUAAUUCAUCAUUAUUAUCACAAGUUAGUAAACUAAAUAUAAUUGCAAAAGAGAAUAAUCUUCAACAACAAUCAAAUGAAAAAUCAAUUCAACUUUCCAUUGAAUUAAAUGGAAUUGCUUAUCAGGGCACAUUAUAUGCAACAACAUGUACCGGUAGCAAAGAGUGA
Molecule: messenger RNA, 1710 nt
Organism: Rotaria sp. Silwood1
Lineage: Eukaryota; Metazoa; Rotifera; Eurotatoria; Philodinida; Philodinidae
Source: the annotation of a GenBank genome assembly